This is a messenger RNA of Verticillium dahliae VdLs.17, 1716 nucleotides long. RefSeq names its product Set1 complex component ash2. Lineage: Eukaryota; Fungi; Ascomycota; Sordariomycetes; Glomerellales; Plectosphaerellaceae. Gene Ontology annotation, cellular component: Set1C/COMPASS complex. Gene Ontology annotation, molecular function: transcription cis-regulatory region binding; protein binding. Bases 1 to 1716 code for a protein of 571 amino acids. The record is from RefSeq and is a predicted model, not a curated record. The transcript is spliced from 2 exons.
AUGGCCGACGCAGACACUCCUCCACGGGAUUCGACUCCCAGCACCUCCUUCACUCCAGCGACAACCGCGACGACCACGGCAGUGUUCAUUCCCCAGAAACGAGCAAUCGAGGAGGACCACGCUCCCUCAGUCCCGUCACCCCUGAACCCAGACGUACGAUCAACGCCACAGGCCCAGUCCACAGACGACAUGCCUGCCCACACGCGCGACAAGCGGGCCAAGAAGGAGUCGUACAAGAAGCGCGAGUCCAAGGUCACCUUUGGCGGCGACAGCAACCGCGGCACCCCUGAUCCCAAGGGCAAGAGUAAAAAUGCCCCUUCUCGGGACAAGGAAGAACCCUCGUCCUCCGAGUCGGGCCCGCUGCGGUAUAAGCUGCCCGCGGCGAAGCAGACCGAUUUCGACCCGCCCCGUGGUCCCGUCUUCAUCUCCCACCACGAAGUACCCUCCCUCGACGGACAGGGCAAGAUUGCUUUCUUCGAGACCUCUGACCAUGUAUACAACAAGAAGAGCUAUCACUACACCCACUGCAUCGCCGAUCCCGCCUUUCCCUCGUCCCUCUACUACCGCCAGACCGAACCCUUACCCCAUGGGCCUCACAUGAGCUUUGAGGACUCGGCCACCCACAUGUUCUUCGACCAGUCCGGCCGCCACAUCACCACUCACAAGGGCUUUCGUAUGACCCGCGCCAAUGUUGCCAUCCGUCAGGGUCGCUUCUACUACGAAGUCAAGAUCAACAGAGGCAUCGUCAAGGACCCCAAGCCCGGCGACCCCGAGUCCAACGGCCACGUUCGCAUGGGAUUCGCGCGUCGCGAGGCCGCCGUCGACGCGCCUGUCGGCUUCGAUGCCUAUAGCUACGGCAUCCGCGACAAGGCCGGUCAGAAGGUCUACAUGUCCCGGCCCAAGGACUUCUUCCCCGCCGGCGAGGACAUUCAGGAGGGCGACGUCAUCGGCCUCGAGAUUCAGCUACCCUCUGAGCACCUCCACCGCAAGGUCGUCACAGGUCGCUACAACCCCGCCGUCGACCUCGACACGUCCGCCUCCUGCGACCCCCACGGCGGGACCAGCGAGGCCCCGAACAUUGUGCGCGACCGCAUCCCCAUCCGCUUCAAGGCCCACAUCUAUUUCGAGCAGAUCGACUACCACACGUGCAAAGAGCUCGAGGACCUCAUGAGCCCCAACCCCGUCGUCAACCCCGACUCGGCCGAGCAGCCCAACCCCGUCCACGCCCUGCCCGCCCUGCGCACUCUGCCGGGGUCCCACAUCAAGGUGUACAAGAACGGCGUGCCCAUGGGCACCGCCUUUGAGGACCUCCUCGUCUUCCUGCCGCCAGCCUCCAAGCCGCUCGCCGCCCCCGGCGCGCGCGAGGGCUUCGACGACGGCAUGCUGGGGUACUACCCCGCCGUCAGCGUCUUCCGCGGCGGCGCCGCCGAGGUCAACUUUGGACCCGACUUUUGGUGUCCCCCUGGCGCGAGCCCUGGCCAAGAAGACAUGGCCAUGGGCGGCGUCGACGACGCGCGGGCCCCGCUGCUGCCCGUGUCCGACCGGUACACGGAGCAGAUUGCCGAGGACGUCGUCUACGACAUUAUUGACGAGGUGGACUUUUGGAUGCAGGACGGCGGACAGGUUCUCGAUCACGCCAAGGACGAGCGCAAGGGCGGCAACGACGUCGGCCUGCCUGACCAGGAGGAGAUCAAGGAGGUCGUGCAGGAUGAUUGA